This is a messenger RNA of Terrapene triunguis (Three-toed box turtle), 738 nucleotides long. Its product is annotated as solute carrier organic anion transporter family member 3A1-like. Gene Ontology annotation, biological process: prostaglandin transport; transmembrane transport; sodium-independent organic anion transport. The transcript has 3 exons. Bases 1 to 738 code for a protein of 245 amino acids. Lineage: Eukaryota; Metazoa; Chordata; Testudines; Emydidae. Gene Ontology annotation, cellular component: membrane. The record is from RefSeq and is a predicted model, not a curated record.
AUGCCGGGGAAGAAGCCCGGGGGCUCCGCGGGCGGCGAGCUGCAGGGGGACGAGGCGCAGCGGAAUAAGAAGCGGAAAAAGAAGGUUUCCUGCUUCUCCAACAUCAAGAUCUUCCUGGUGUCCGAGUGCGCCCUGAUGCUGGCGCAGGGCACCGUGGGCGCCUACCUGGUGAGUGUUUUAACUACCUUGGAGCGGCGAUUCAACCUGCAGAGCGCUGACGUGGGGGUGAUAGCCAGCAGCUUUGAGAUUGGGAACCUGGCCCUCAUUCUCUUUGUGAGCUACUUUGGAGCCCGGGGGCAUAGGCCACGUUUGAUAGGAUGCGGAGGAAUAGUCAUGGCUCUGGGCGCCCUCCUUUCGGCGUUGCCUGAAUUUCUGACCCAUCAGUACGAAUAUGAAUCUGGGGAAAUACGCUGGGGGGCUGAAGGGAGGGAUGUGUGUGCUGCCAACGGGUCCACCAGCAACGAGGGACCAGACCCGGAUCUUAUCUGCAGGAAUAGGACUACCACCAACAUGAUGUACUUGCUUCUCAUUGGAGCACAAGUGCUCCUAGGCAUUGGUGCUACCCCUGUACAGCCACUAGGAGUUUCCUACAUCGAUGACCACGUGAGACGGAAAGAUUCCUCCCUGUAUAUAGCAUGGUAUUUAAUGGCUACAGAAACUUCACCCCCGACCUACUGUGACUGGAAGCCAAAAGGCAAUCCCAUCAACAAACCACCUUGCUAUGACCACUCUGGUUGA